GUUGUUAUAAACGUCACGAGGAUAUGCGUACCUCCAAAAGUUUAUGUAACACUCUUUCCGGUAAAAAAAGAAGACACUAAAAAUAUUCUUUAAACGAAAAUAAUUUUGAUAAGAAUAUGACCAAUCAACUAUUGAGACGCCAUGUUCUGCGAUUUGGACGUUCAAUUGUAUCAAUGAACACACAGACCAGUUAUUGUUCAAAAAAAGUGAAAUUAUUUCAGAUGUCAGAAACAGUUCAAAAGUCAUCACAGUGUGCAUUUCAAGGACUUUCACGACAUAUGUCAACAGAAUCAAAGUUUGAAGCAUUUAAUGUACAGGAUACAAAUGAUUUUAAAAAUAGAGUUCUGGAAAGUUCUACGCCAGUAAUAGUAGAUUUCCAUGCAACUUGGUGUGGACCCUGUAAAUUGUUAGGUCCAAGGCUCGAGUCUAUUAUAGCAUCUAGUGCAGGAAAAGUGCAUUUAGCCAAAGUAGAUGUUGAUGACCUGGCAGAAAUAGCUAUGGAUUAUAAAGUACAGUCAGUUCCAACAGUUUUAGGAAUAAGAAAUGGUAAAGUUCUUGACCAGUUUAUUGGACUACAAGAUGAUGAUCAAAUCAAAACAUUUGUAGAGAAAUUAGUUAAUUAAUUGUUUUAAUGGUUGAUCCAAUGUGAUAAUAAGAUAAACAGUAACAGAAGUCAUAUUUCUUAAAAAAAAAAAAAAUAGACUUUUGACCUUAUUGCUGGACAUUACUGCAGUAAAAUGUUAAAAUCACAAGAGAAACUGUUUGGUACUGUGAAAAGAGGUUGCAGUAUGAAAAAAGCAGUACAAGUGUGGCUGAUUCCCCAAUAUCAAUAAGAUUUAAAUUAACCAAAUAAAGAAAUAUUUUAUAUAAAACAAUAAAAUAUUAUAUAUACAUACUAUG
Molecule: messenger RNA, 900 nt
Organism: Mytilus trossulus (common blue mussel)
Lineage: Eukaryota; Metazoa; Mollusca; Bivalvia; Mytilida; Mytilidae
Product: thioredoxin, mitochondrial-like
Exons: 4
Coding region: 117-623 (168 amino acids)
Cellular component (GO): cytoplasm
Molecular function (GO): protein-disulfide reductase activity
Source: RefSeq, a predicted model, not a curated record